Messenger RNA from Trichoderma gamsii, 1251 nucleotides. RefSeq lists its product as hypothetical. The coding region runs from base 1 to 1251 and encodes 416 amino acids. Lineage: Eukaryota; Fungi; Ascomycota; Sordariomycetes; Hypocreales; Hypocreaceae. Gene Ontology annotation, molecular function: monooxygenase activity; FAD binding. The transcript has 4 exons. The record is from RefSeq and is a predicted model, not a curated record.
AUGGAUUCUCCUAUUGUUCUCAUCAUCGGCUGCGGUGUAGCUGGACCUGUGCUUGCAAUUCUUCUCAAGCGCAAGGGCUAUCAUCCAAUUGUGUUUGAAAAGGUUCGAGAGCUGGGUACUGCUGGAGCGUCGUUGAUGGUGAUGUCCAACGGACUCAAAGUCUUUAACAUGAUCGGGGUUGCAGACGCGAUCAAGGCCGAGUCCCUACCACUCCAAGCUCUUUGGGAUGCCAAAGCUUCAGGGGAAGUGCUGGGGCAAUCCGAUUUGCCAUCCACCUUUGCCGAGAGAUACCAGCAGCCUGCCGCCGGUAUCAGACGAACAAGCUUAAAUCUGUUGCUGAAAAACAAGGUAUUGGAAGAGGGUAUCGAAGUAAGAGAAGGGUGGGGACUGGUUGAUAUUCAAGAGCACGACGACUCAGUCACGGCAACUUUCAGCAACGGCGAAUCAGUCACGGGGUCUUUUCUCAUUGGAUGUGAUGGUAUCAAAUCAGCAGCAAGAACGAUUCUGCUAAAGCAACGGGGGAUCGAAGAGGGUGCCCCUUCGUUUACGGGUCUCACACAAACCGCCUUCCUUUCAGAAACACCGGGGCCUCUGCAAGACUUGGCAGCCAUGCGCAACUGGUACGGCGAUGGAACGCACGUAAUCGCUUACCCAGUCGGCCCAAAGACCACAUCAUGGGCUCUCACGCAGCGUGAAACUCAGGAGAGAGAAGAGACAUGGCGCCCCUUUACCGCUGACCAGAUGAAAGCUCAGCAAGAUGUCCUGUGUAAGCUGCUCGAGGGGUGGGAUGAGAGCAUCAUCCAGGGGGUGAAGUCUUCGGAACGCAUCAUCAAGUUUGGUCUCUUUGAUCGAGACGAGUUGAAGCCCGAGCAGUGGUAUUCUAAGCGAUGCGUGCUAGUCGGGGAUGCCGCCCAUCCUACCAGCCCUCAUCUAGGACAGGGAGCCAACCAGGCCAUGGAGGAUUGCUACCACUUGAGUUCCGCACUCCCAAAUCUCUCUUCCAGCAAAGAUAUCGAGGGAAACAUUGCAGCUCUCGGCGCCAUCUCGGACAUCUUCCGGCCUUUUGCAGAAAGCCGUCAGCCGCGAACGUCGGUUCUCGUCAAGGGAGCUCGCGCUCUCGGGGAGAAGCGAGUGGCUGUCGGUGCCGAGAGGGGCAAGGAGCGAGAUGAAGCUGUUGCGCAAUCCUACCAGGGAGAUGCUGCAGCGAUAGUUGAAAAGUUUGAGGGGCUGUUGAGCCAGCCGUUUAACUAG